This is a messenger RNA of Symbiodinium natans, 726 nucleotides long. The record is from the annotation of a GenBank genome assembly. NCBI's taxonomy places the organism in Eukaryota, Dinophyceae, Suessiales, Symbiodiniaceae.
AUGGGCAGAUGGCAGCCCAGCAGAGAAACUCGUGGCACAGUGGUGCAAAGAUGUCAGAAUGUGCAGGAAAACAUGCUGCGGAAUCUCGAAGAGAUGCGUGCCUAUCGUCAGGGCAUCGAUGAGGUUGUGGAAAGAAGAAAGGCAAGUGCGCGGCGGAUGAUGGAAGAGUUGAAGCCAAAUGCUGACACUAUCGUGCUCAGCGAGCUCAAGCCAGCCCGCCAUUUGGACCCUGUACAGCCUCGCCCCAAAGAGUUUCAGAGCAUGAAGGACCGCAUCUCCGCCAUGGAGGACAAUGCAGAGAGCAAUCACGAGGUGCUGGGUGACCACAGAAAGGUUCUUGAUUGCAUCUUGGCAGUUCGACAGGCUGCCGAGCAGUCGAAAGGACCGCAGAAGGUGUCGGGCAGCCAGGCUUUGACACACGCCGCGAACCAGGUUGUGGAGGAGGAAGCAGAACCCGAGAGCGUCAGUGUCAACGAGAAAUGUCGAGAGAUUCAGCGCAAUUCUCGCUGGAUGGGUACGGCCAUGCAGAAGGCGGCUGUGUCCAAGGCCAGAGUGGACGAUGCCAAGGACAAACGCCGCCAGCAAGAUAUGGACUUGAGGGCGGAAGCUGGAAGCCAAGCGACGGACGAAGCCACGGUGAGGCUCGGAAGAUCUCGGAAGGAUUUGGGAUUCGAAGGGAAGAUUUCGGAGAGCGGAAGCACGGACCAUGCAAAGGGCAGACAGUGA